Messenger RNA from Malania oleifera, 2416 nucleotides. RefSeq names its product protease Do-like 2, chloroplastic. The coding region runs from base 196 to 2076 and encodes 626 amino acids. Gene Ontology annotation, molecular function: protein binding; serine-type endopeptidase activity. The transcript has 21 exons. NCBI's taxonomy places the organism in Eukaryota, Viridiplantae, Streptophyta, Magnoliopsida, Santalales, Ximeniaceae. Gene Ontology annotation, biological process: proteolysis. The record is from RefSeq and is a predicted model, not a curated record.
GACUCCAUUGCUUUUCUUUGCAUUGGGGGAAAGAAUAUGUCCGAUUUAUUAAAAAGCUAGAAGGCGCCAAAAAAAUUAAGAGGGUGGCUCAACCCAAUCCGACGAAGGAAGAGGAUAAGGGAACCCGAGACUGGGAGUGCCCUGCCAUUCCAUCCUUUUUCUUCUUCUGCGGCUUUGCUCGCUGCUUAGAUCUUAAUGGCGAUAGCAGCCGCCACCUGCUGCUUCUCAGUGUUCACCUCCGCCGACACGUCUCGUCGCUGCUCCCUUCCCUCCCAACGCCGACUCGCCGCCUUGCACAGUUCCACUGCUCCCUACCCUUCCAAAAUAAUCACUAAUUGCAGGAAGAGAAGUUCAAAAAAAGGUUCAUCAUCUUCCACAGAGCCAGGUGCUACUUCCCGCAAAAAGUUUCCUGGAAAAUCCAGAGAUGGACAGCCAUAUUUGAAUACUGAUGGCAAUAGUGCCAGAGGAGCUAUUAGAGGACAUGAAUCAACAGCAUUCAAAUCAAUAGGUGUGCAGAGAAAAGACAAGAAGGGUUUCCUUUACGACUUAAAGGAGCAACAGGUCGAAACAGGGAAUUUCCAAGAUGCAGCUUUUCUUAAUGCUGUUGUAAAGGUUUACUGCACGCAUACUGCGCCAGAUUAUUCCCUUCCUUGGCAAAAACUAAAACAAUAUACAAGUACUGGAAGUGCUUUUAUGAUUGGUGAUGGAAAACUUUUGACAAAUGCACAUUGUGUCGAGCAUGAUACGCAGGUCAAAGUGAAGAGAAGGGGUGAUGAUAAGAAAUAUGUGGCCAAGGUUUUAGCUAGAGGUGUGGAAUGUGACUUAGCUUUGCUUUCAGUGGAAAGUAAGGACUUCUGGGAAGGAGCUGAGCCACUCAAAAUUGGGCGCUUGCCACACCUUCAGGAUGCAGUAACUGUUGUAGGAUAUCCCCUUGGUGGAGACACCAUUUCAGUGACAAAGGGGGUGGUAUCACGGAUAGAGGUUACAUCUUAUGCUCAUGGAUCCUCUGAAUUGUUGGGUAUUCAGAUAGAUGCAGCGAUCAAUCCUGGUAAUAGCGGUGGUCCUGCAUUUAAUGAUCAAGGAGAGUGUAUUGGGGUAGCAUUUCAGGUUUUCAGGUCUGAUGACGUCGAGAAUAUUGGAUAUGUUAUUCCAACAACAGUUGUGUCUCAUUUUCUGAAUGACUAUAAUAGGAAUGGGAAGUACUCUGGUUUCCCUUGCCUUGGGGUGUUGUUGCAGAAGUUGGAGAAUCCAGCGCUACGUGCCUGCUUAAAAGUGGAGUCUAAUGAGGGUGUGCUGGUGCGUAGAGUCGAACCCACUUCUGAUGUGAAUAAUGUCCUAAAGGAGGGGGACGUGAUUGUAAGCUUUGAUGGUGUUGAUGUAGGGUGUGAAGGAACAGUUCCAUUUCGGUCAACCGAACGUAUUACAUUUUGCUACCUCAUAAGUCAAAAAUUUGCAGGUGAUGUAGCAGAGCUUGGAAUUAUUAGAGGAGGGGCUUUCAUGAAGGUUCAGGCAGUCUUAAAUCCACGUGUGCAUUUGGUGCCUUAUCACAUUGAAGGUGGUCAACCCUCUUAUCUUAUUAUUGCUGGUUUGGUGUUUACCCCUCUCUCAGAACCACUCAUAGGUGAGGAAUGUGAAGAUGCUAUGGGGUUGAAACUCUUGGCAAAAGCACGAUAUUCUUUGGCAAGGUUCAAGGGGGAACAGAUUGUGAUUCUAUCACAGGUCUUAGCAAAUGAAGUUAACAUCGGCUAUGAGGAUAUGGGCAAUCAACAGGUUUUGAAAUUCAAUGGGAUUCGAAUCAAAAACAUUCAUCACCUAGCGCAUCUUAUUGAUUCAUGCAAGGACAAGUACCUCACUUUUGAAUUUGAAGACAAUUACCUUGCUGCUUUGGAAAGAGAGGCAGCAAUGGCAGCCUCAUCCCGCAUCCUCAAAAACUAUGGGAUUCCAUCAGAAAGGUCUCCUGAUCUGUUGGAGCCAUAUGUGGAUUCUCUGGGAGACAAUCAUGCGCUUGAUCAGGACUUUGGGGAGAGCCCGAUCUCAAAUUUGGAAAUUGGAUUUGACGGACUCCUCUGGGCGUGAUCAGUUUUGGUUGGAAGGCCAACGUGAAUUUUCCUGAUAUCACGAUACUUGGGAGGCAUUAUCACAGCUUCUAAGCCGUUAAAAAUUUCAUCUCUUCUGCUGUUGACGCCACUGCCCCUUGAGCCAUGAUUUUUAUUUUUUAUUUUUGUUUGAAAAUGUUGCUAGUACAUUGUUCCGCACAUCUUCCUUUGUGGGGAAGAGCACGAAGGUAUGCAGAUGUGCCUGAUAUCUGCCUUGAAGGCAUUGAUGUAUAUUUAUUUGCUGUGAAAAUGGAUAUUGACGAUUUAUUGUAAUGAUUCAUUUGAAAGGAAAAAUAAAAGCACCUUAAAUUUUGAUGCAA